Messenger RNA from Neolamprologus brichardi, 1218 nucleotides. RefSeq names its product NADH:ubiquinone oxidoreductase complex assembly factor 2 (gene ndufaf2). The record is from RefSeq and is a predicted model, not a curated record. NCBI's taxonomy places the organism in Eukaryota, Metazoa, Chordata, Actinopteri, Cichliformes, Cichlidae. Gene Ontology annotation, biological process: mitochondrial respiratory chain complex I assembly. Gene Ontology annotation, cellular component: membrane; respiratory chain complex I; mitochondrion.
AUGAACCCUUGCAUAAACGAUCACCGUGAGAGGACAAACAGCGGAUAGAGCUGCAUUAAACUAUAUUUAUAUAUACAUAUUCACACACAAGGGCUUUGGUUGGCCCUAUAAGAUGAGCAGGAUUGCUGCAAUCCUACGGCGUGGCUUCGGAGUAGUACGCGAGCACGUCGGGACCGAUCAUUUGGGGAACAAAUAUUACUUAAUCCCAGAGCAGAAGACAUGGACAGGAAGGAUUGUCCGUGCCAGGCGGAUAGUAGAAGCAGCCAAUGCUAAAGAAUAUGAAUAUAUGGAAGGCAGCAUUCCGAUGGAGUGGGACGCUUGGAUCCGAGGCAGACGGAAGGAGCCCCCCUCCAUCGAGGAGCUGCUGAAGAACGAGUCCAGCAGGGAGCAGAUAAAAACAAAAGCUAAGGAGGUGGAGGAGAAAGAUCGGGCUCUGCUGGCUAAAGAGUACAAGGAGGGUCUGGUGGCGACUCCAGCGAGGACUGUGGCCAAGGGCCACGCAGCUGCCACCAGCUUCGACAAGCAAGAAUUCAACGAGGAACCAACCAGCACUGCAAACACGUUCCAGCCUGGCUCCUGGAUGCCCACUUCCAAGAAAGACUAAUCCAAUCAACAAAAGGGGCCCUACAAUAAAAUUACUUGAGAUUUAAUACUGGAAAUUCCUUCCAGUAUUAUGUCGUCAACGUCCCCAUAAAUUUUGGGUGUUUGCGUUACCAGACUGCAUUACAGGGGUUCUUCUUUUCUUGCCGCUCAUGUCUGUAUUAUAUAUAUAUAUAUAUAUACACAUGAAAGUAUCCAUCACUUAUCUUGAAGUUGAAUUAAACUAAGUUCAUGCUGGUGAAAGACUGAAUGAUAAAAAACUAAACAAAAUGAAUAAAUUGCACUGAGUACAACUACAAACAUCUUUCAGGGAAAGUGAAAUAAGUAUAAUUAUUAAAUGUGGUUACAUUAAAUGAACUGUUGUCUCUUUGUUAUAGAAUAUUGAUUUGAAGAUCGCAAAUCAAUAUUUGCGAUCUUCAAUAAUAAUAAUAAUAAUGUUGCAGUUUAUGGAUUUAAAGACAUUCUUCUCUCACUUAUGUUGACAGUAUAUGUUGGGCAGACACAGUCUUGAGCUACUCUUGAUUUCUUUAUUUUGCUAGGAAACUGGGAAAUAGAUGCAGCAAUUUAUCUGAAAUGUGCAAAGCUAUAAAAAUACAGUAAACUAGGCAAAAAAGUCGA